Molecule: messenger RNA, 1183 nt
Organism: Lotus japonicus
Lineage: Eukaryota; Viridiplantae; Streptophyta; Magnoliopsida; Fabales; Fabaceae
Product: F-box protein At2g26160-like
Exons: 1
Coding region: 8-1081 (357 amino acids)
Source: RefSeq, a predicted model, not a curated record
UGUUGUAAUGGAAAAAGGACAGAGUGUGGAAUGGUUAGAUCUUCCCUCAGAGUUGUGGACAGUGAUAGCCGGGCAUGUCAACAAAGACAUUAUUACAUUCGACAUUCACCGGUUUAGCAGUGUCUGCAAAACAUGGCGCUACGCUCACCCUUCCACUCACCAUACACUUUUUACUCCUCGAGUUUACAUUCCUCUUAGUGAUGACAAAUCUUUCCUUCUUCAAACCAAAAUAUAUCGUCUCGAACCAUUACCACAUCAAGACCCCUCUAUUUCGUCAUCAAAAGGGUGGAUUAUAAUGCUGGGAGAAUCGGAAUCCAUGCCAAUUGAUCUCUUAAAUCCUUUCACCCGCAUCGCUAUCAAGGACGAUUUCCCUAACAUGUAUGAGUCAGGAGAGCGGGUGUUGAAUUUGACAAACUUUCAAGCUGUGGAGUUGAUUGAAGCAUUUACUCUAUGUAGUUGUAACUCUAAUAUUAAUAGGGUUCGUAAAACGGUGUUGUUCCCUGGUCAAAUUGUGUGUGCUCUGGAUAAGGAUGGAGAAUUAAGUGUUCACAAGAUUGGAGAAAAAAAGUGGUCCAAGAUGGAUUUGGAUUAUGAGAAGACACAUUAUCAUGAUAUAAUGUUUCACAUGGGACGUCUUUACGUAAUGGAUAAUCUGGGAACUGUUUUUUGGAUGAACCCUUCGUCCUUGGAGUUGAUACCGUUUUCACAAUCCUUAUGUUUGUGGUACGGUUACGGUUACCGGAAGCACAUGGUGGAAUCGGGUGGAAGUCUCUAUGUGGUUAAUAGGUAUAUUCCCUGGACUUACUAUGAUGGGGACAAGGCUGAUGUUGAAGUUUACAAGCUCAAUGAAGAAUGUGGUACAUGGGUAAAGGUGAAAAAUUUAGGUGAUCUUAUGUUUAUUUUGGGUGGAGACUCUAAUUUCUCUCUGUCAGCUCAAGAGUAUUAUGGCUGUGAAAGAAAUUGCAUCUACCUCUCUCAAGGAGGCAAGGUUUUUUCUUACAACUUAGAGAAUUCUGAGUUAAAGAAUCCUAAUCCUUUUUGGCCUUGUCCAAAUCUGUUCGCUUCAAAGUUCAAUCUGUAAUUGUAGUACACAUAUAGCUCUCAUAAAAGGUUUUUCAAGUAACAAUGUUUUCUCAAAAAGUUUGCUUAGGCUUAUUGCAGUAGGUGAUAUAUUUGAUGUUUU